Emys orbicularis (European pond turtle) is the source of this 1296-nucleotide messenger RNA. It is a transcript of the gene SYT13, whose product is annotated as synaptotagmin 13. The coding region runs from base 1 to 1296 and encodes 431 amino acids. Lineage: Eukaryota; Metazoa; Chordata; Testudines; Emydidae. The transcript is spliced from 6 exons. Gene Ontology annotation, molecular function: calcium-dependent phospholipid binding; clathrin binding; SNARE binding. Gene Ontology annotation, biological process: calcium ion-regulated exocytosis of neurotransmitter; cellular response to calcium ion; vesicle fusion. Gene Ontology annotation, cellular component: synapse; exocytic vesicle; plasma membrane. The record is from RefSeq and is a predicted model, not a curated record.
AUGGUUUUGUCUGUCCCAGUUAUAGCUCUGGGUGCCACCUUGGGGACUGCAACUAGCAUCCUUGCCCUCUGCGGUCUGACCUGCUUGUGCAAAUGCAGGCGACCUAGGAAAGGACUCUCGGGAAAGGACCAAGACAUGGACACUGAAAAUGCUAAGCCCAGUAUGCUUCAGCCAGUCCAGCAGUUCAGCAUUAAGAAGACUACUGAACCCAUCCAGCCUCGGCCCCUCCUGAAGUUUCCCAACAUCUAUGGCCCAAAGCCAGUCGUGACUGCCCCAGAAAUUGUUAACUACGUGGAUUAUGCCUUGAAGACAACUGAAGAGCCAACUAGAGGAAAAGAUGAAGUUCAGGAUCAGAACAGAAUGAAGAUACAAGUCAAUGAGGAGUUAUUUGUUCUCCCUCAAAAUGUUCCAGGUGCAGUAAAGGAUGUGUGUGUCACUGAGCACCUGAACCCUGAGAAAGCAGCCAGCUGUAACCAGGUCCCUGAACUCCGCUAUUCCCUUGGGUAUGAUCGACAGAAAGCUGAGCUGUGUGUGGCCUUUCUUGAAGCUAUGCAUGGAAGCAUGAUAGGGGACCAGGAUGCUGGCUGUGACUACUACAUCCUGGGCACCUUGGUGAGCAAGUCUGGCACCACAGAGACCCAGACAGUGCUGAAGAAGAAAAUGCACCACAUCAUCUGGGAGGAAGCUCUGCUGUUCUCGUUAGCCGAGGAGGAGGUGCUAGAAGGGAUGCUGACUCUCACCUUGAGGAACUGUGACAGGUUCUCUAGGCACAGCAUUGUUGGGGAAAUUAAACUGAGCCUGGCUAAUGUGGGGGAACCCUUCAGAAUGGCCCAGUGGGAGAAACUGAAGACCCCGGAGAAGGAGUCAGAUGCAGGCUAUGGGGAGAUACUCCUCUCCAUCAGCUAUCUGCCAGCAGCAAACCGCCUGCUUGUGGUGCUCAUAAAAGCCAAGAACCUCCAUUCCAAACAGCUGAAAGAUCUCCUGGGAAAAGAUGUAUCUGUCAAGGUCACCCUGAAGCACCAGUCUCUGAAACUGAAGAAGAAGCAGACAAAGCGUGCAAAACACAAGAUCAACCCAGUCUGGAAUGAGAUGAUCAUGUUUGAAGUGCCCCAUGAGCUGCUACGCGCCUCCAGCGUGGAGCUAGAAAUGCUAAGCCAAGACGGCCUGGGGCAGAGCCAAUCACUGGGCAAGUGCAGCCUGGGUCUGCAUGCCACAGGCACAGAGAGGAACCACUGGGAGGAGAUGCUGAGGAACCCCAGGAGGCAGAUAGCCAUGUGGCACCAACUUCAUAUGUAG